Messenger RNA from Drosophila montana, 1770 nucleotides. RefSeq names its product acyl-coenzyme A thioesterase 9, mitochondrial. The record is from RefSeq and is a predicted model, not a curated record. NCBI's taxonomy places the organism in Eukaryota, Metazoa, Arthropoda, Insecta, Diptera, Drosophilidae. The transcript is spliced from 4 exons. Gene Ontology annotation, cellular component: mitochondrion. Bases 102 to 1469 code for a protein of 455 amino acids. Gene Ontology annotation, biological process: acyl-CoA metabolic process. Gene Ontology annotation, molecular function: fatty acyl-CoA hydrolase activity.
UGUGUGUACAUAACAGCCACGGCAAACUCUAGUUCUGGGUCAAAACUCGAACACAACAAAAAUUGCAAUUUAUUAACUUUUUUAACAACUUUAAAAUUAAAAUGUUGCGUAUUUUCGUGGGAGCACAAAAGUGUUUAGGCCUGGUUAACAGAAAAUGUACACAGGCGGCGUCUAAGAAAUUAUGCACUCCCCAUAUCGCGCCUCUGGCCUCAAUAUUGAGCAUCCGACAUUAUGCGCCGCCCACGCACAUCAAACAAUCGGCGGUGCCCAACGAUUCCGGCACCAUGUCGGAGAUCAAGCACCAGAUGAUGCAGCGUCUGGGUCUGGAGCCGGGCUAUCAGCCGCUGCCCAAAUCGCGGGAGCAUCUGCUUAAAUAUCAACCAAAGCUGGAGGACCUGCCAGCGCGUGCCAUGCAGGAUUCAUUUACCUCGGCCAUAAUACCACUCAGCACGAAUCGUUCGCUGCAGGACAAAUAUGUAACGUAUUUGGGCAACGUGCGCAUGGGCAGGCUGCUGGAGGACAUGGACAUGUUUGCUGCCUGGUGCUGCCACAAGCAUUUGGUGGUGCCCCAGUUGCCUGCAGAUGUGCAUUUGCCGUACACCUUUGUGACCAUACUCGUGGAUCGUAUUGAUUUCGCCAACACCCUUGCCUCCGGCACCGAGGAUAUACGCCUCUCCGGACAUGUUUCAUGGGUGGGCACCAGUUCCAUGGAGGUCGUCGUUUGGCUGGAACAGAUGCAAAACGGCAGCUAUAAGAAGCUGACCCGUGCGCUGUUCCUUAUGGCCGCGCGCAAUGCUACCAACACGGCGGCGGCGCCCGUAAAUCCCAUUAAGCCAGCCAACGAGGAGGAGUCGGUGAUUCUAGCCGGCGGCAUAGAUCGCAAAAAGCAGCGUCAAUUGCUGGGCGCACAGUCCAUCUUUAAGGUGGAACCCAACGAUCCGGAACAGACGCUCAUGUACGAGCUGUACAAGCGCACCACGCCCACCGACACCAUGGAGCUGAACAAACGCAUAUUGCCGCCCAACUGCCGCUGGAUGUCCGAUUCCUAUCAUAUGAGCACCAUACCAUCGUUUCCCGAGCAUCGUAAUCAUCAUAAUCGGGUCUUUGGUGGCUUUCUAAUGCGGACCGCUCUGGAGAUUAGCUGGGCGGCCGCGGUGCUCUACUGCAAGACGCGUCCCAAGCUGGAGCACAUUUCGGACAUUAGCUUCGAGAAGCCCGUGAGCGUGGAUUCGUUUAUUAAGAUGACAGCCUAUGUGGUGUACACGACACUGAACUAUGUGCAGAUCAUGACCGUGGCCGAAGUGCUGGACCCGCACAGCGGCAGCCAGGUGACCACCAAUACCUUCUACUACACCUUUUCGGCACCGCAUACGGUGACCGAGGUGCUGCCACGCUCCUACCACGAGACCAUGUGGUAUCUUCAGGGUCGUCGCAAGUUCGAAUAUAGCAAGGGUCUAAAGAAGACAUAAUUUGAGAAUUAUAAACGAAUAAUGAUAAUUAAAUACUACGUGAGGCUAUGAUAAGGAGGCGCUCCGCUGGCAAUACUACAGACACAGUGAAGACUGUUAACGCUGACCGUACUCAAAUGCUGUACCUUGUUUUUUCUCAAACCAAACUAAUAUUAUGUUAUAUCAUAGCUUAAAUCUUAAGUUUCCUUAUAACAAGCUGUGCUUAAUUUUAAAGUGUUCACUCGCAAAAUUAGAAAGCUUUGGUCGUACAGUUGAUUCCAAUUUGCAACGAUUUGUAAUAUCUGAAAGUAAAAUUAAUGAA